AUGAUUAAAGAUAACAACGAAAUUGUUCCACUAAUGGGCAAGAAAACAAACCUGCCUGGAAAUCCCCCUGCAAACCAGCAAGAGAAAAAGGUGACUGAAGGCACUCCCACCAAGAAAAGUUCCCACUUUUUCCUGGAGAUUGAUGGUUUUGAAAGCAAUGCCAGUCCCAAUAACACCUCUCCCCCCGUGUUUUCCAAACCCAUGGAUUCCAAUAUUCGCCCGUGUGCAUCUGCAAAUGGGGAAGACAUGGAUUCCCCUCAGUCUCUUCAGGAUGAUGCCACAGAAUACAGCCCUAACGUGGACAGCUGUGGUGCUACCACAUGCCAAGGCCCUGAGCUGAGGAGUGCCAGGAAGAAGCUGAAGAGGAACCUGUUCCGGGCAGUGUCCGAGGGGAACGCGGAGGAGCUGCAGCGGCUGCUGGCCGAGCUGAGGGAGCGCUCGGGCUCCUGCACCUCCCUGCCCGUGCCAGAUUACUUGAUGAAGAAGUUCACGGCUUCAGACACUGGCAAAACUUGUCUGAUGAAAGCUCUGCUGAACAUCAACCAGAACACAAAUGAGAUAGUGAACAUGCUCCUGUCCUUUGCAGAGGAAAAUGGCAUUUUGGAGAGAUUUAUCAAUGCAGCAUACACAGAAGAGGCAUAUAAAGGCCAGACAGCUCUAAAUAUUGCCAUUGAGAGGAGACAGUAUGAAAUCACCCAGAGCCUCAUAGAGAAAGGAGCUGAUGUCAAUGCUCAUGCCCAGGGCAUUUUCUUUAAUCCCAAACACAAGCAUGAAGGCUUUUAUUUUGGUGAGACUGCCCUGGCUUUGGCAGCAUGUACCAACCAGCCAGACAUAAUUGAGCUGUUAAUGGACAAUGCCAGGACCAAUAUUUCCUCUCAGGAUUCCAGAGGAAACAACAUCCUCCAUGCAUUAGUGACUGUGGCAGAGGACUCCAAAACACAGAAUGACUUUGUGAUCAGAAUGUAUGACAUGAUCCUGCUGAGAAGUAAAGACAGAACUCUGGAAACAACCAAGAAUAAGGAGGGUUUGACACCGCUGCAGUUAGCUGCAAAAACUGGGAAAUUAGAGAUUCUGAAGUACAUCCUGAGCAGAGAGAUCAGAGAGAAGCCAAACAGGAGCCUGUCAAGAAAAUUCACAGACUGGGCUUAUGGUCCUGUUCAGUCUUCUCUGUAUGACCUGACAGAGCUGGACACUACUGCUGACAACUCAGUGCUGGAAAUCAUUGUCUAUAAUACAAAUAUUGGUAAUCGUCAUGAGAUGCUGACUUUGGAGCCUCUGAACUCACUGCUGAGGAUGAAAUGGAAGAAGUUUGCACGGCACAUGUUCUUCAUGUCCUGCUGUUUUUAUUUCCUGUACAAUGUAACAUUAACAUUGGUUUCCUACCACAGGCCUAAUGAAAACGAAGCUCCUCCUUAUCCACUGGCUCUGACCCGAGGCGUGGGGUGGCUGCAGUUGUCAGGACAGGUGAUGGUUAUGUUAGGAGCAAUAUUUUUAGCCAUAAAAGAGAGUGUGGCCAUCUUCCUGCUCAGGCCCUCAGACCUGCAGUCCAUUCUCUCUGAUGCCUGGUUCCACUUUGCAUUUUUUAUACAAGCUUUGCUUGUGAUCUUCUCUGUCUUUUUGUACUUGUUUUCCUACAAAGAACACCUGGUGUGUCUUGUUUUGGCAAUGGCCCUUGGCUGGGCCAAUAUGCUCUAUUUCACCAGAGGCUUCCAGUCCAUGGGCAUUUACAGUGUGAUGAUUCAAAAGGUCAUCCUGCAAGAUGUGAUCAAGUUUUUAGUUGUCUACAUCGUGUUUUUGCUGGGAUUUGGUGUAGCUCUGGCUGCCCUGAUUGAGACGUGCCAGGAGGGUGGGGAAUGCCACUCCAACAGCAGCCUGGGACCUGUCCUGAUGGAUCUUUUCAAGCUCACCCUGGGUCUGGGUGACCUGGAGAUCCAGCAGAACUCCAAGUACCCUGUCCUGUUUCUCCUGCUCCUAAUAACUUUCGUUGUGCUGACUUUUGUUCUUCUCUUGAACAUGCUGAUUGCGUUAAUGGGAGAAACGGUGGAGGAUAUUUCUAAGGAGAGUGAGCACAUCUGGAAACUCCAGAGAGCCAGGACUAUUUUGGAAUUUGAAAAAUUCUUACCAAAAUGCCUGAAGAAAAAAUUCCAGCUGGGAGAACGGUGUAAAGUGGCUGAAAAUGACACCAGGGUGUGUUUAAGGAUUAAUGAAGUGAAAUGGACCGAGUGGAAAACCCAUGUUUCAUUUAUUAAUGAAGAUCCAGGGCCAACAGAUCCAAGCAAAAUUCAAGAUAAUUCAAGAACUAAUAGCAAAAACACCCUGAAUACAUUUGAAGAAAUGGAUGAUUUGCCUGAAACUUCUGUUUAGUUGUGCUGUGCCUGACGUGUGGCUCUU
This is a messenger RNA of Vidua chalybeata, 2391 nucleotides long. It is a transcript of the gene TRPV3, whose product is annotated as transient receptor potential cation channel subfamily V member 3. Gene Ontology annotation, molecular function: calcium channel activity; protein binding. Gene Ontology annotation, cellular component: membrane. Bases 1 to 2364 code for a protein of 787 amino acids. Gene Ontology annotation, biological process: calcium ion import across plasma membrane. The record is from RefSeq and is a predicted model, not a curated record. The transcript has 17 exons. NCBI's taxonomy places the organism in Eukaryota, Metazoa, Chordata, Aves, Passeriformes, Viduidae.